AUGGACGUCCGAACCAACGACUGUCAACUGGCCACAAUCGAUCCAACUCGAUUCUUAACAUUUUUCGAUCGAGCGUCAAAUCUUCCUUUAUCGGUUCCUGGUCGUGUAUUUCCGGUAACGGACGAUUAUUUGCCACCACCAGAAGGUUGUACCGAUCAAAAUUUGAUCGAAUUGCAUGUUGUUCCAACGAUUCUUCGCAUCUUUCCCAAACACGAAGGACACACACUUGUUUUUCUACAUGGUCAGCGCGAAAUUGAACAAGCAUUGAAAUUAUUCAAUCGUAAUAUUCCGGACGGAUGCGUGGCAUUGCCACUCUACGGUUCGUUAUCAUCCGAAGAACAAGAAAAAGUACUCAAAUUCGAUGAUGAAGAUUCGAAACGAC
Didymodactylos carnosus is the source of this 382-nucleotide messenger RNA. NCBI's taxonomy places the organism in Eukaryota, Metazoa, Rotifera, Eurotatoria, Philodinida, Philodinidae. The record is from the annotation of a GenBank genome assembly.